Molecule: messenger RNA, 5905 nt
Organism: Ochotona curzoniae (black-lipped pika)
Lineage: Eukaryota; Metazoa; Chordata; Mammalia; Lagomorpha; Ochotonidae
Gene: LDLRAP1
Product: low density lipoprotein receptor adaptor protein 1
Exons: 9
Coding region: 1651-2520 (289 amino acids)
Cellular component (GO): early endosome
Source: RefSeq, a predicted model, not a curated record
CGGCUUUGAGCUCCUGGCUUUGUAUUGGCUCAGCCUUGUGAGCAUGCUUUGUGUGUGUUCUUUUCUCUCAUUACUCCAGUUGUUAUCUUACCAAGGCCCCCAACGGCCCUGUUGGGGAGGGACCAUGCUGUCAUCUUGUAGGUGAGAAAGCAGACCCAGGGAGGUGGCUAACUGACUGGGCUCAUGAAGCCACUGGGAUGCCAGAUCGAUGCCCUUGCUUCUAGCCACUUGGCUGGACUGCCUCUGAAAAGGCUGUGGGAGGGACUGGAGUGUGGGGCUCUGAGCCCAUGCAGAGUAGAAAGUAUUUGUGGGUAGAAGCAGCCACAGGAGGCCGGGAGCUGGACAGCGAGCAUCACCUGCCCCAGCAAGAGUUCCAGUGUGUGUGUGUGUGUGUGUGUGUGUGUCAGGUGUCGUGGGAGACACAGUCCCAGCAGAGAUCACCUGUAGGGGAUAGGAGCUGCGUGACCUAGCCCAGCUCCCAAGCCUCCCUAGCAGUCCCUCUGGAGGGCUUUGGACAGACAGUGUCUGAGGCUGACCAGGGGCUAAUAGGCCCUAGGGAGGGUCAGGCCAGGGCAGGAGGAAGUGCAGAAAAAUGCCAGGCAUCUGAGAGGUCAGGAAGCCUGGAGGCUGUUUGGGGUAGUAGCAAAGGGAACACCAGUGACCUUGGAUGCUUUGGCCAUUUGGAUCAGAAGGAGCGGAAGUGGCUUUGGAAGGGGGCCAGAAAUGGGCUGAGCAGGAAGAAACGGGAGAGUGGGGACAUACAGGCGGCGGAGGGAUGAACAGGAGAGAGGGGACAUGCCAGACGUCAGAAGGAGGAUGUUUGCUGCAGGGCAGGAAUGGGUAGAGAUGAGCAAGGCCAACUGCCAUUGAUUGGCAUUGCCUGCAGGGGACCAUGUGUUGAGAAACAAUCAGAGGCAAACAGAGCUGUGAUCGAUUAGCAAUGUCUGCUCAGGACCUGGGGUGAUGGCGCCUGUUGGGACCUCCGCAACCUUUCCAGCUUCCGCUGGUUUCAGGUUGUGCCGGUCUGAGACUCUUGGCCUUGGGUGUCAGGAAGACCUGAUUCCAAGCUCCAGGCUCUUCUCCCUGGUGUUUGACCCAGAUUAAGCCUCAUGGAAAGGCAGUGUGGUUCCAAUGUUCAAGACUUGGAUCUUUUGAACUUCAGUGGCCUCAUCUGUGAAAUGGGAGUGAAGGUGCCACUUGCAAGGUGUCUGCAGGUAUCCGAGUGGCGAUCCCAGCGACAGCUCUGUCACUGAGACCUCUCUCAGGCAGCAGUCUAGACGUCUGUUCCUGUAGGGAACAGGGGCCGAUGGGAUCCCUGGGAACUGUCCUCCUGGUGCCGCCUGGUGCUCCCAGCUGAGUGAUGGCCGUGACAGCACCUUGUCCAGACCCCCGUGAGGACUGCGUCUCCUCCCACAACCCUGGGCUGCCUUGGGUGGGAUGGGGUCAUAGUGCCUCCCCAAUCCCUUUGAGGACUGCUGAAAAGGUCAUAGGUCACAGUUUCUUAAAACAGAAUGUUCUGGAGAAUGUUAAGCCUCUAUUAAAAGUCACAACAAUGGCAGUGGAGAGGGCCCCGGUGCCCCUCACUGGGUUUUGCUGGGGACAGCAGCUGGGCGCUGGGCUGGGUGAGGUCCCUACCCAGCAGGGCCGAAGAUGUGUCCUAUCCCAUUCUCCCACGCAGAGCUGCCCGAGAACUGGACGGAUACACGGGAGACGCUGCUGGAGGGCAUGCUGUUCAGCCUCAAGUACCUGGGCAUGACCCUGGUGGAGCAGCCCAAGGGUGAGGAGCUGUCAGCCGCUGCUGUCAAGAGGAUUGUGGCCACGGCCAAGGCCAGUGGGAAGAAGCUGCAGAAAGUGACUCUCAAGGUAUCGCCUCGGGGCAUCAUCCUGACUGACCACCUCACUGACCAGCUCAUUGAGAACGUGUCCAUUUACAGGAUCUCGUAUUGCACAGCAGACAAGGUGCACGACAAAGUGUUUGCAUACAUCGUCCAAAGCCAACACAGCGAGAACCUUGAGUGCCAUGCCUUCCUCUGCACCAAGCGUAAGAUGGCGCAGGCUGUCACCCUGACUGUAGCCCAGGCCUUCAAAGUCGCCUUCGAGUUUUGGCAGGUGUCUAAGGAAGAGAAAGAGAAGAGGGAGAAAGCCAGCCAGGAGGCGGCAGACAUCCUGGGGGCACGCCGGGAGAGCGCCCCCUCGUCGCUGAAGAACCCGGUUGCCACCGGAAACCUGCUGGACUUGGAAGAGACGGCCAAAGCCCCGCUGUCCACGGUCAGCGCCAACACCGUGCAUGCAGGCGACGCUCCGCGGCCUCAGGCCUUGAGCAGCAGUGGUGUUAUCUGGGAACUGGAUGACGGCCUGGAUGAAGCAUUCUCAAGGCUGGCCCAGUCACGGACAAAUCCUCAGGUGCUGGACACCGGCUUGACAGUGCAGGACAUCCACUAUGCUCAGUGCCUGUCACCUGUUGACUGGGACAAGCCUGACAGCAGCGGCCCUGAGCAGGACGAUGUCUUCACUUUCUGAGAGCCCCAGGAGGACAUGACCAGCCCUAAACACGUGAUGGACCAAAGCUGCCACGGCAGGGGAGUCAGCUCUGAUGCCAGCCGGCCCAGCCCCUCCAGUCCACAGCACCAGCAGCCCGUGGAUCAAAGCCGCAGCCAGCCAAGUGGAGGGAGAGAGUUUUUUUUAACCUGCUCUUGCUCUCAGAACUGAGAGAUGCCUGGAAUAUUUAUUCAGUGACUCGCGGUUUGUGCUGGGAAGCCGGUUUUGCAUCAGGCGUGGCUGCCACUGAUCCCUCCCAGUGCAGGGACCAGUCCACUCUGCCCGAGCAGGCCACCCUAAUCAGGGUGUCAGGACCAUGACCAAAGCAUUCCUUGUCCCCUCUCUUCUUUCCAAGGAACCUGAAUUUCCCUGGAGGUCGGGUUCCCGUCAUCUUUGAGGCACAGGAGUACACCCCCAGCCUCUACAGAGAGCUGGGACCCCUUGCCCCCAGGGCCCUUGCAGAUAGAGGGAACCCCCCCACCCCCGACCAAAGAUGGCCCCCCCCCCAGCCCAGCACUUUAAAAGUACGCAUGGUGCUUGCACCCAGGGCUGCCUUGUGGAACUGGGUUGAACAGAGCUUUCCUUCCUGCCCUGCCUCUGGAAGAGGGGCCCCUUGCUCAGGGCCCUGGGACUCAGUGUGCCCAGUUGCCUGGCUGCCCAGCAGCCCUGGCAGGAUGCCGGUCACUGCCUUCCCAUUGGAUGAUGCUGCACCUCCUUCUCUCGUGUCUGUCAUGUCCGAGCUCCCUCCCUGGGUCCAAGUGUGAAACCUCACACCUGCCUGCCUCCAGAGGGACCUCUGGCCUGUUUUACAGGUGAGGAAACUGAGGCUGCAUGCAUGGAAGGGGUCAGGAGUCGAGCCCCAAGCUGAAGCCAAAGCUGCCUCUUCCCACUGCCGCUGCUGCCUCUCCCUGCUCACACUGCCUUUUUUUUUUUCCCUCCCUUUUUCUUUUCUAGCUUUGUUGUCCUCCCGGGAACCAAAAAACCCCAGCUAUUUUCUGACCAAAAUGUGUUUCAUAACAGACCAUCUGGUGCCUUUCCACUCAAAACUGGCAGGAGCCCACAUGCCCGGCGAGCCGUCUCGCUGCUGAUUGCCGUGGCAGUGCAAGUGUCUAAAGUCAGCUAACCCAGAGGGUGGAACAAAAUCCAACUCCACGAGCAAUGCACAGUUCUCUUUCCUAUUGCCGCCACCCCGGCUUGGGCACACUGACAGCCAUCUGCCCCCUGGAACCUCUCUUCCUGGUCUCUGACCCCGGGCACUGCCGGGAGCCCCAUUUCCAUCCGGUGGCGCCUCCCAGUGGCCUGGCCUGUGGGAGCGGUUGACAGCAGCCCCAGGGGAAGCAGAGUUUGGGAGAAUCUGCUUCUGUUGAGUGGAGUGCGCAAUGGCACACAGGCUGGGGACUUCUGGACCCGUCCCAGCUCCUCGGACCCAGCUCCCAUGCUGACCUCCCAGGAGCCACCUCUGUGUUUGCUGUGAGGAUGCAGAGAUGGAUGAGAACCUGGCCAUCUUGGGCACGAGGGGGCCUAAAGAAAAUGGCAGGUACACGCAGGACCUUCAGCCCAGUCUCCUGCCACUGCCGCCCACAUGAGUGCAAGCACGUCUCAUGCUUUACUCUGCCAUGGUGUAAGGGAAGUCCUAAUGAGGACAAAACCAAAUAAUAAACAUUCUGUUUUAGAACUUCGGGCGGUGUUUGAUGGGCUGGUGGGAGGGUGGUGCCCAGUGGCCACUGCCCUUUGCUGCUAGGUGGGAGCAAAAGUGACCACAGGCCUGGGCGGGCCAGCAAGCCUGCUACAGCACCACCCAAGGGAGGUUCGUGGGUUUAGCCUUGGUUUGUGGCCCAGUGGGGCCCUCCCAGAGGAUGGGCGGGUAUGCGAUGAAGUCAUUCCCGGAGGCCACAUCUGUCAGCCAGUUAAGCAGCACUGAGCAGGCCGAACUCCGUGGGUCCCAGGGAGGAUGUCACAUUCUCCAGUGGAUCCGUGACGCUUUUGCCUCCCGCCAGCUGUAUGCAGGCAGGGCCCCCAGGCUGCGUGGCUCUUGGGGUUGGGGGCGUAUGUUUCCCUGACUUGGGAGAUCUUAGUCCAGCUCUAGUUCUGCAGUGGGGUUGGCCACAUCUUUUCCUAGAGUCUCAGUUUUGUCACCUGUGACUAGGGUGUAGGUGAGUGUGAUUGCCACGGUGAUAAGGGGCAUACUCAGAUAGCCCCAAGGUGAACUCAGAUCCGGAAGUGGUUUGGACCACAUGCUGCCACUGCCUAGGCUGUUGCCCUUUGCGAAAUGGUGGUGAAUUCAAAGUUCAGUGCCCAGUUGAGUGAGCUUCCUGUGCUGCCUGGGGUGCAAGGGCACACAGCAAGCGGGCAGUCCUCAUUCUGUGGGCUGCCACUGCCUCCUGGGAGCCCGGCCUUAAAGGAAGGCCUGGUGACCUCAGGCCACUGCCCAUGGUUGCCCUGAACCUCAGAACGGCUGUACCGUGGGGGUCUCUUUGUCCCUUUCAAAGCCAUAUUUAAAGUGUCGGGAGCCCAGAGGAAGCUCUCUGAUGUUGGCCACCAAGGACUCUGAUCGUAGAAGGCUAAGAAAUGUCUCCUUUCUUUUUCCUCCCUAAUCUGAAGAGACACCCAACAAGUUUGCCUUUCGGUUUAAAUUUGGCCGAUGGCUUUGGUCUCUGGAAGUCACGCAUCAGGAGCAAGAGCUGUUUCUCACUUUUGAGAUGACUUUCAGCCUCACAGGUGGAUGUCAAAAUCUUGUCUCCCAAAGAAGUUUGAGCCUAGCCCUCCCCACUGCCCCCGGACUUUCCGGUAGCUCUGACCUGGGGCUCAUUCGGCAGCCCAGCUUCCCUCCUUUGUACACGUCCCUCCAGAGUGCAACAGACAUCCUGUUUGUUUACUAAGGAAAUAACCCUUGGUCUUUGUCCUUCAUGGCUAACAUCAGCAAAACUAGUCCUCGAGGCUGGGUCCUGGUUGGCUGAUCCCUGCCCCAUUUUCUAGAUUGGGCAACUUGAAGGUCCGAGUAGCUCAACCAGUUGACCAAAGUCUCACAGGAGGUGGGCCUGGGAUUUGAAUUUGGGUCUGUAUGAACCACCGAGCCCCUCCUUGCAGAGCACAAGACAGGCAGUCCCAGCUGCCCACAACCCACUUUGCCCGAACAGCAGCUCCAGCCGUGGGCAGCCCCAGGAGCUGCCAGUUCAGGGCUCUGGACACAGGCAGCAGCUGGAGCAAACCUUUCCCACUCUUCCCAGGCCCUUCCCCUUCAGGGCUGCUACCCUGAACAGGCCCCAUUGGAAAGCUCAGCAGGGCCACAGCUCAUCCUCUUGGGCCCCCGUCCUACCCCCGCACCGUUGCCCAGCCUUCCGCUAGGUCCCUGAGUGCGCUUUGGAGA